Molecule: messenger RNA, 954 nt
Organism: Ramularia collo-cygni
Lineage: Eukaryota; Fungi; Ascomycota; Dothideomycetes; Mycosphaerellales; Mycosphaerellaceae
Product: related to membrane proteins, contain hemolysin III domain
Exons: 2
Coding region: 1-954 (317 amino acids)
Cellular component (GO): membrane
Molecular function (GO): signaling receptor activity
Source: RefSeq, a predicted model, not a curated record
AUGUCCAAAAUUCCCAAAGAAAAGGACUCGGACAGUUUACUCGCGAGGACAGAAAAGAAAGCCAUCAAGACCGCAACACUACUUUGGAAUGAGAUCCCACACUGGCUACAAGACAACCACUACAUCAUCAGCGGCUACCGAUCACCAUCCAAUUCGUACAAGAAGUCCGCUGCAAGUAUAGGACAUCUCCACAAUGAAACAGUCAACAUCUGGACGCACCUCAUAGGCGCGAUACUGGCGGCCUGCACUGCGAGCAUCAUGUACUUCAACAUCAAGCCACGCUUCGAACUAGCCACGGUAGAAGAUGUCAUUGUCUUUGCCUGUUACUUCCUGGGUGCCUUCCUGUGUCUUGGUAUGAGUGCCACGUUCCAUACCAUCUCAAACCACUCCGAGGCUGUUCAGAAGUUCGGCAACAGACUUGAUUACAUCGGGAUCGUAGUCUUGAUCUGGGGCUCUUUUAUUCCUGCCAUAUACUAUGGUUUCGCUCUCGAGCCAAGGCUGAUCCAAGUGUACUGGUCUAUGAUCACGACGAUUGGAGCUGGGACUCUGGUCGUUGUACUUUAUCCCAAAUUCAGAACACCGGAAUGGAGGCCAGUUCGAGCUUUGAUGUUCGUGUUGAUGGGUCUAAGUGCCGUAGUUCCGGUCAUUCACGGGCUUCAGAUGUACGGCUACGAACAACUCGAGCGACAGAUGGGUCUUUCCUGGCUCGUCGGUCAGGGUGUGAUGUACAUUACAGGAGCUGCGAUUUAUGCUGCGAGAGUACCCGAACGCUGGAGCCCAGGCAAGUUCGAUAUUUGGGGGAGUUCACAUCAGAUCUUCCAUGUGCUCGUAGUUCUGGCCGCUUCUGCUCAUUUUGUUGGCUUAAUCAAGGCGUUUGAUUAUCAGCACAAUGCUCGCUUUGAUGAUGGCGCAUUUGGCUCUGCUGCAUCGCUCGGGUUCUUUGCGUGGAGCUGA